Molecule: messenger RNA, 1248 nt
Organism: Arabidopsis lyrata subsp. lyrata
Lineage: Eukaryota; Viridiplantae; Streptophyta; Magnoliopsida; Brassicales; Brassicaceae
Product: putative nuclease HARBI1
Exons: 1
Coding region: 97-1215 (372 amino acids)
Source: RefSeq, a predicted model, not a curated record
GAUAAUCUAUGUGAUACUACUGAAGAGGAUAUUCCGGUCGAAAGGGAUAAACGUACAUACAUCGAUAGAAAUCGGGAAGAAGGGCACAAGCAGUUGAUGGCCGAUUAUUUCUGUGAUAAUCCGAGGUACACGGAGACGCUAUUUCGCAGACGAUUUCGAAUGAACAAGUCCUUGUUCUUGCGUAUUGUCAAUCGUCUCACUGAAGAAGUUAUGUAUUUUAAACCAAAAAAAGAUGCAACCUUCCGAGAUGGGUUAUCACCGCUACAAAAAUGUACUGCAGCAAUUCGACUAUUAGCAUAUGGGUGUUCGGCAGACUCAAUUGACGAGUAUGUACGACUUGGUGAAACGACGGCUCGGGAAUGUUUAUUACAUUUUGUUGUCGGAAUAGUUGACUUGUUCGGCACUGAAUACCUACGACGACCCACACUAGAGGAUCUUCAAAGGUUACUCUUUAUUGGAGAACACCGCGGUUUUCCAGGGAUGGUUGGAAGCAUCGACUGUAUGCAUUGGAGGUGGAAGAAUUGCCCAACCGCUUUGAAAGGAAUGUAUUCAAGAGGAACCGGAAAACCAACAAUUGUUUUGGAGGCGGUAGCUUCACAAGAUCUCUGGAUAUGGCACGCGUUUUUUGGAGCGCCAGGUACUUGUAACGAUUUAAAUGUUCUUGAUCAAUCCCCAGUAUUUAAUGACAUUAUUCACGGUCGAGCUCCUGAAGUGAGCUACUAUGUCAACGGAAGGGAGUAUAAUUUGGCUUACUAUCUUACGGAUGGGAUUUAUCCCGAGUGGGCGACAUUUGUUAAAUCCAUCCCAGGACCACAACACCCCAAACAUAGAUUGUUUGCAAAACGUCAAGAAGGUGCACGGAAAGAUGUUGAACGUGCAUUUGGAGUCCUGCAAGCUAGAUUCGCCAUGAUUAAAAAUCCAGCUCUUUUAUGGAAGAAAGGUAAAUUAGCAUACAUUAUGAGAGCAUGUCUCAUACUCCAUAAUAUGAUUGUCGAAAAUGAACGACAUUCAUACACUCUCGAAGAAGAAUUAGACCAAGGAGAAGAAACGGAAACCAUCCCCGUUUUUAAAGGUUCAGUCAAUAUGCCUACCAAUCUCGACGGUUUUGGUGAUAGUCACACAAGAAUUCGUGAUCGACAAGCACAUCACCAAUUAAAAGAGGAUUUGAUUGAGCAUUUAUGGGCUAAAUUUGGACAUCUUCCAAAUGAUGAUUAAAGUUUUUAAAUUUUGUAUUAAUUAAAUAAAAUG